Molecule: messenger RNA, 2862 nt
Organism: Amyelois transitella
Lineage: Eukaryota; Metazoa; Arthropoda; Insecta; Lepidoptera; Pyralidae
Product: beta-mannosidase-like
Exons: 12
Coding region: 32-2710 (892 amino acids)
Biological process (GO): carbohydrate metabolic process; glycoprotein catabolic process
Molecular function (GO): beta-mannosidase activity
Source: RefSeq, a predicted model, not a curated record
UCCACAGAAAAAAAAUCCACAUUCUUUGAAUAUGUUUGAAAAGAGCUGUGUAGUAUCAGUUUUGGUGAUAGCUACCAUAAAUCAUGUUUUUUGUAGGGUAGAUGUAUUAGACUUGGGUUCCAAAAAUGCUGUUUGGACUGUCGAGAACAAAAAUGGAAGUCAAAAGCUACCUGCCACGGUGCCGGGCGGCAUCUAUUCGGACCUACAAAAUGCUGGAAUGAUCGGAGACAUCUUUAGUGGGUUUAACGACGUCCUAACGCGAUGGGUUGCCUACGAUACAUGGACUUACACGGGGAGAUUUUAUGUAAAUGAAGCCCAAAUGGAAACAAAAACAGCGCAUUUGGUAUUUCACGGUUUGGACACUGUAGCGUUUGUUCACCUUAAUGAUGCCCCAAUUGGAAGCACCAAUAACAUGUUCGUGAGAUACGUUUUCGACGUGAAAGAUCAUUUGAAGGCGGGAGAGAACGUGCUAAAAGUGGAGUUCACAUCACCCAUAGAAGCAGCUCGCGUUUUGUCUGACAAUCAUUUCACCGCUCCUGAUUGCGUGCCGUCUGUAUACAAAGGGGAAUGCCAUGCCAAUCAGCUAAGGAAGAUGCAGGCAUCUUUCUCCUGGGACUGGGGACCGGCGUUCCCCUCUGUUGGAAUCUGGCAACCAGCAACUAUAGAAUUUUACAAUGGUGCAAUCAUAAGAUCAGUUACAACAUUUACAGAGAAGGGAGAUACGAAGUGGCGUCUUAAAAUUAAGACUUAUUUAGAAUCAAGUCUUUCUACCAAACAGCUUGAGGGCCACCUCUCUGCUGUGUUAUCGGUAGAAGGGCGUCAAACUAUAAGAGCUCAAAAGGAAGUGAAUGUUCAUACUAAAGAGGAUGGAACCGCGGAAUUAGACAUAGACAUGGUUGUAAAUGAGGACCUUAUAAAACUUUGGUGGCCUAAUGGAUACGGAGAGCAGAAUCUUUAUGAUUUACGUGUGUUUUUGUCAACACAAGGAGCCAGGGAAGAGGUAUCAAGAAAGCAUGUUCGAAUUGGUUUCCGAACUAUUGAAUUGAUACAAGAGGAUGCUUCAAGAGUUCUCGGUAAUACAACUGCUGGUCAAGGUUUGACAUUUUACUUCAAGAUUAAUGGCUAUCCGCUGUUUAUGAAAGGUUCCAACUGGAUUCCAGGUCACAUUUUACCUGAAUACGGAGGUGACAAAUCAUUAGUUGAUGGACUACUGACAGCUGCUAGAGAUGCACACAUGGCAAUGCUGCGAGUGUGGGGAGGUGGUAUUUAUGAGUCGGACUACUUUUACCAGAAAUGUGACGAGCUGGGUAUUUUAAUUUGGCAGGAUUUCCUCUUUGCAUGUUCCAUGUAUCCAGCAUAUCCUGAAUUUUUAGAUAACGUGAAGAUUGAGAUACUGCAAAACGUUAUUCGCCUCCAACACCACCCUUCUAUCGCUCUGUGGGCUGGUAACAAUGAGAAUGAAUCAGCACUACGAGAUAACUGGUAUGAUACUUUAUCCCAGUUCGAAAAAUACAAGGAAGAGUAUAUCAAACUAUAUGUAGAUACCAUAAAACCUAUAGUUACAGACGUGGACAAUAAAGAAUAUAUAGUUUCAAGUCCAUCGAAUGGCCUGAAAUCUGAACAAGAGGGAUACAUAGCGGAAGAUCCUUCUGAUUCAUACUAUGGAGAUCGUCAUUACUACAGCUAUACAUCAGACAACUGGGAUAUGAAUACUUAUCCUCAAACAAGAUUCGCUUCAGAAUAUGGCUUCCAAUCACUGCCCUCUGUUGCAACAAUGAGAACUGCUACAAAAAAUCCUGAAGAUUUCCGUGUAGAUAGCGAAUAUUCAAAACACAGGCAACACAGUCCCAAUGGUUAUACAUACAUAGCAGAACAGAUGAAGAAACAUUUAAAACUGGAUGAGAAUGACCCAAAAUAUUUCGAUAAAUUUGUGUUUCAGAGUCAGAUCAGUCAAGCAAUGGCAAUAAAAGCAGAGUCCGAGUUUUACAGACAGGGCCAGGCAGACUGGUAUACUAUGGGGGCGCUCUACUGGCAGCUGAACGAUGUGUGGCAAGCGCCUUCCUGGUCUGGAAUUGAACAUGGAGGAAAAUGGAAGAUGCUGCACUACUAUGCCAAAUGGUUCUUUGCCCCCAUCUUGGUUUCCCCAAGGCCAUUGUUGAGCGAAGAUGUUGAUGUUUACCUUAUCAAUGACAGAUUUGUGCCUAUAGUCGAAGCCCACAUCAUUGUCGAGGUUUUCAACUGGAGCAGUCUAACACCAAUCAGGUCUCAAUCAUAUCCAGCCAAUGUAGACGCACUGUCAGCUAAGAAACAAGAUAUUAAAUUAACAACGUUGGAUUUGAAUACAGAUGAAACCUUCUUGAGAUUUACACUCACAGCUCCGGGUGUACCGUCGUCGCCAUACAACUAUGUGUUCCCUAAACCGUUUAAAUCUAUCUCAGGGUUGAGGGAACCAAGAAUACAGAUAAAUGUGUCGCGGCCUAGAAGAACUGGACAUUAUUUCUAUUAUCCAGUAGAUAUACAAGUGGAUACAGUAGUACUAUUUCUUUGGCUGGAAACUAGUGAGGCAUUUAAUGAUCAUCACAGCGGCUAUUUUGAAGAUAAUGGAGUCAUAAUCGCCAAUCCUUACCUUAGAACCAACUUUAUUAGCAAAGAUGUAUUGUCGCCUAAAUAUAUUGAGAAUGCAAUAACAUAUCAAUAUUAUAUGAAUUAAGAUAAAUUAUAGGCGCGCAGUGGAUUCUUUCUGUUGUGUGUGUGAAAAAAUGUGUAAGAAAUACGAGAAUAUUAAAAUGUAAAAAUAAUAUUAAUUUACAAAAUUAUGUAAAUAUUUAUAUAGAUAAAAUUAAAACUAUAUUUUAACAUGCA